Molecule: messenger RNA, 321 nt
Organism: Rodentolepis nana
Lineage: Eukaryota; Metazoa; Platyhelminthes; Cestoda; Cyclophyllidea; Hymenolepididae
Source: the annotation of a GenBank genome assembly
ACUAAGAAAAGGAGGAAUAAUGGAAGGUCUAAGAAGGGCCGAGGACAUGUCCAGUUCGUUCGCUGCACUAACUGCGGUAGAUGUUGUCCAAAGGAUAAGGCUAUUCGAAAAUAUGUAAUUAGAAAUGUUGCUGAGGCUGCAGCUGUUAAGGAUUUAACUGAGGCAUCCGUGUAUACUGAUUACGUCCUCCCGAAAAUUUACGUCAAAUUGUACUACUGUGUCAGUUGUGCUAUUCACGGAAAGGUUGUCCGUGGACGUUCUAAGGAAGCCCGUAAGAUCAGGAAGCCCCCACCUCGUCCCGUCGCUUUCAAUCGUAAUUAA